GAGCUGGGGGGGGGCCUGCAAGGUGCUGGAGGCGGAGAGCGGCGGGGCUCCGGCAUCCCCCAGACUCCCACCAAUCAGGUGGUGGGGAGCCCAGCGCCCUCCGACGCCCCCACCCGCCCACUCCCACACGGACGUGCGGGGACAGCCCGCGGGCAGACGUGUGACUCGGCCCGUGGGACCGCACAGCCGGGGCCGCCAGUCUGGGGCAGGACUCAGCGUGUGCAGGCCGGAGGGAGGGGACGGCAAGGCUUGGGCCCCAGUGCGUCCCGGUCUGUGGCCGGGCGCCGUCUGCAGACUCACUGCAGAGCGCAGGCCUCCGGGAGGGAGCGCCCCGCGGGCUGGGCCCCGAUUCUCCGUUCUUGGGACAGCCCCUUCAGUCCACACCCAGCUAGGGACGCCGGGUUAAUGGGCACUUAGACCCGGGAUCUCUGCCUGAGAAGACGGAGGGGGCAGGAUCACCUCCGAGUCAGGCUCAGGGCCACGCUCGGGCCUGGUGAGUUCCAGGCGGCUGGCCCCAGCUCCGUGGCCUCCCUUGCAUCUCCUCCCUGGCUCUAGGGCUCUGCCCCGUUUAUUUCCCACCUAUUCUCCAGAAAGGGUUGAUUUCUGCGCAGGGAGUGUGGCGUCCAGGAGAAUCUGCAGGUAGGACACAUCCUAGAUACCUCUAAGCUGACACACCCAGAGAGACGUGGGGGGCUCUUCUUGCAUUCCUUGCCCUCUCUUCCUCUCCACCUGCUUGUGCUGGUUAUGUAAUUAACCCAGCUGAGGCUCCCCGCCAAGCUGCCAGUGUCCAGGGAUGCCCGAGGGGGCUGGGGCCUGCAGGAAUUUAUGGGGAGGAGGGAACAGUCUUUACCCCAGUGGGAAGCCCAUAGAAGUGGAUAAACACCUGUUGGGGAAAGGACACCACGUGCGGCAGAAAGGAAACCAGGGUCCUAGUCUUAGUUGAUAGCUCAGCUGGCUCUGUGGUCUCCACUUCUCUCAGUCUCUGAUUUUGGGUUUCGGUUUUACCUUCAAUAAAACAGGGAGAAGAGUCUCUCUCUCUCUCUCUCUCUCUCUCUGUCUCAUAUACACACGCAUACACACCACACUGCAUGUAGGUGAGCAACAGUGGAUAAGACCCAUCCUGGGAUUGCUAGGAGUCCCAUUGAAAUUUUACAAGACCUUAGAUGGACAAAGGACCCCUGUACCUAACAGUGGCCACUGUUAAUUGAACACCUACUGUUGUGGGCACUGGGCUAUACUCUCAUGACAUCUCUUUGAUGGCGUCACAACACCCUAUAAAGUGUCUUGCCUAAGGCCACACUUUAGGUGGCAGAGCUGGGAAUCUGACCUUGGUGGGUCUCAUCUCAGACCCUGCCCUGGGUUUUACUAUGCUGUAUGUACACCUACCCCAUGGAUUGGAUUUUCUGAGCCAGGCCAGACUGAAGGCCAUUCAGCUGUGAACUGUGCACAUAUGGAAAGAACAUGCAUCCAAAGAGAAGACACACACGAAAGCGUGGCCCUGUCUGAAUCCAGCAAACCCAUCUGCCCUGGGCCCACGUAGUAGGCACUGUUGUCACCCUCCUGCGAACAGUCCCUGGACAGGAAGUCUCAGGCAUGUACUAGCCUCCCUGGUCACCAUCCCCAACAAAAGGAGAAGGCAGUGGUUAGGAGGUUUUCUUGGAUUAUCUCAGAAAUAGGGGUUAAUUACCCACCUUAUAUAUGCAGAGCAUAGCUCAGAUUGGGCAGGUGGUGGGCCCACUGACCACAGCUAGGAAUCAUCAUAGCUGGGGCUUAUACCUAAACUCUAGAGUCACUCAAACUGAGCGAGCAAGGAGGUGAUGGACCCGCAGCAAAGUCCAACCCUGUGGCAGCCCUUUCCUCGGCACCUGCUGUGUGCCAGGCCCUCUGAGGUCAGGCGAUGAGACACAGCCCUUGGCCUGGAGGCAGUCACCAGCUAGAAUCACUACACUUGGGGGUCAGAGGUACUGCAGUGUUAUAGGAGUCGCUGCUCUUGCCAGCCGUGUCCCUCCCGAGUCUUCUCUCGAGUGGAAAUACCUACUAUCCUUGAGGGAUACUGUAUUGACUGUGGCUAACCACGUGGGAAUGCUAACAUUUUGUGCUCAACAAGUGGUAUGCUUCAGAGCCAAAGUGGUCAUCUGGUCCAGGGUUCUCAACCUGGGGAGGGGGGGGUAUUUGGAAACGAGGUGUUUUUGGUCAUCGUAGUAGUGACCAGACUCUGCUGCUGGCAGGUACCUCCUGGCAGCAGGGAUGUAAAAUAUCCUGCCAGAUAAAGAACUCUCUCCUCAAAAUGCUGGGAGUGCCUCCUUUGAGACACACUGGACUUGGCUCCUCCGCCCCCGCCCAGGGCUCUGUGUGAAAGCUUGAGUUGGAACAAAUCUAGUGUGCUUCCCACUCUGCUCUGCAGCCUGCCUUGGCUGGGGGGUGGGGGUCAGACCUGACGAAAAGUCAGGCCAUAAUACAGGAAAGAGCGAUUCCCACUUUGCGGGGGCAAAGGGGGAGAGGGGAAGGAAAGGAGAAGGGAGGUUGGAGGGACUCUGGACAGCUGGAGCUGGAUGUCCUGGGAAAGGAAAGGCAUGCCAAGGGGGUAGUGACAGCUUCAGCCAAGUCCCCAAGGUGGGGAGGUAUAGGACAGAUCCAGAGAAAAGCAGGCCCACCAAGCCCACCUCUUGUCUCCACAGUCCAGGUGGAGGCCGCAGAGGGCCCAGGGCAAGCAGGGGCAGCAAUGGUGGGUCCUGACGGUGGCUGAGCCCCCAGCCCCUGGAAUAUGCAGCCCAGGGGAGCCCCAGGCAGCGGCGAGGACGCGGUGGCGGAACGGGGCGGGAGGCAUGGUCUCCACCUACCGGGUGGCCGUGCUGGGGGCUCGAGGCGUGGGCAAAAGUGCCAUCGUGCGCCAGUUCCUGUACAACGAGUUCAGCGAGGCCUGCGUGCCCACCACCGCCCGACGCCUCUACCUGCCUGCUGUCGUCAUGAACGGCCACGUGCACGACCUCCAGAUCCUCGACUUCCCGCCCAUCAGCACCUUCCCUGUCAACACGCUGCAGGAGUGGGCAGACGCCUGUUGCAGGGGACUCCGGAGCGUCCACGCCUAUAUCCUGGUCUACGACAUCUGCUGCUUUGACAGCUUUGAGUACGUCAAGACCAUCCGCCAACAGAUCCUAGAGACGAGGGUCAUCGGCACCUCGGAGACGCCCAUCAUCAUCGUGGGCAACAAGCGGGACCUGCAGCGCGGCCGCGUGAUCCCGCGCUGGAACGUGUCGCACCUGGUGCGCAAGACCUGGAAGUGCGGCUACGUGGAGUGCUCGGCCAAGUACAACUGGCACAUCCUGCUGCUCUUCAGCGAGCUGCUCAAGAGCGUCGGCUGCGCCCGCUGCAAGCACGUGCACGCCGCCCUGCGCUUCCAGGGCGCGCUGCGCCGCAACCGCUGCGCCAUCAUGUGACGGCCGGGCAGGGGCGCUCCCCGGGACUGCGGGCUGGCGGGGGCGGGGCGGGGCGGGGAGGGGCGGAGGGCCGGGGAGCCUCCGAUGCCCGCCCACCCCGCCCCGCCCCUCCCCCCGGGGUCCUCCCGGGCGCCGCCCUUCCCUUGGGCUGCAGCUAGCGCAGGGCCCCGAAGGGCAGGGAGAAGGGCAGGGCUCUGCGGCCUAUUGGGACGGUGGGGGGUGGGGGGGCGCGGGGGCGGGGAGGUGCUGCCUUGGUCCCCCCUCCCCCCCCCCCGUGUUCGUGUUCUCCAGAGAGUGUGUCUGUCCCCGUGUCUGUCUGCCCAAGCGUCUGUUGGUCCUUAGCUGUCGGUCUCCUCCACCCUCCGGUCCACCCUCCCGCCCCCAGCUCCGUUCACAGGGCUCUCAUUUCGUUCAUCCCCUCAUCGCAGAUCCUGGCAGCUUCUCUGUGAGGCCAGCCUUUGGACCGUCAACACCACCGGCACAGGGCAGAGAUGUGGGUGGCCCAAGGACCAUCAUCAGGGUCCUAGGGUUGAGGUCCCAGGUCAGUCAGGAGGAGAAGGCUGAGCUCUCCCCCUUCCAGGGAGAUCUCCCCGCCCAGCAGCCCCCAGAGACACAACAACCUACCUUCCAGCCUUAACUCGAUGGUCCGUCCCUGCCGGGUGCCCCUCAUCCCCUUCCUCACCCCACAGCCAGAUCACCCCCCUGGGUUAAAACUUUUUUUUUUUUCUUGACACAAUGUGGAGAGGGAAUCCCCCAAAGGAUAAAUUUAUUUCCACGAUGUCAGGUUCCAGCCCUCUAUUCCCUCCUGCGUUGGGUGGUCUGCAAGAUUAGGGGAUGUUGGGUUUGGGGGGCUGGUGGUGGGCAAGAUGGUGCCCUGGGGUGGGGGGGUGGUUAGGUUGUGCUACUGAACACUCUUAUCUGCCCAUCCCACUCCAAUCUGACUUCCCCAGACCCUGCCUGCCUUGAAUCUCAGAUUUCUCUGAUAAAUCUGAGGAGGGACAGAGCCAGGUAAAGAAUUAUGGGGACCUUUGUGCUUGGGGGAGAUAUGCCCACAUCCCCACCCCUAGAUAGAGGCCCUCAGGAUCUGAUGCCCUCUUGUCCCAACACCAGUUGGCCCUAUGCCCUGACUCACUCCACCCCAUUUUCUCUGGCUGUCUGGCCAGUUUCUACCUCUCGUCACCGGAGCUGAUCACUGUCAGUUUUGUACCGAUUUAGAAAUAACAAAAUCCAUGAAGAUACUAGGAGUGGCCUGAGGGAUUACUGGGGUACUUGGAGGGUGUGAGCAAUGGUGCGGUCCCGUGCCCCCCCCCCCCAACCUGGGCUGAGUUCUCCUUGAGGCUGAGUCCUGGUGUGGUGGGAGGAUAGGAAGGUCCCUUGUUAGAAGAGGGGCAGACAACCAACCAACCCAGCCUUGAUGUAGCCAAGCUGCAGUGUGUAGACCAGAAAAUCAGGUAGCCCAGAGUGGUGAUGGAGCAGAGUCUGGGGAAGGGGGCCAUCGGUAGGGAAUUUAUCCAGAUCCAGUGUGAGAGGAAUCUGAUUCUCCCUUCCACUUCCCCACCUGAUUCUCCCUCCACCCGUGGGGUGUAGCACAGCCCUGCAGUGACUGCCCUGAGCUUGGGCAGUCCAGUAUUCCUGGGUUCUACCCUGCUGUGCUGCAUGACUUUGGGCAAGUGACUCGCCCUCUCUGAGUCUCCCUCUGAAACAGAGGAGGUGGCUCCCCUUCCCCACACCUUGGAGUGGGUGGGAGGGUAAGGAAGAGGGCCUGCCUCCUUUUAUCCCCUGCAUCCCAGCCCCCCUGGUUCACCAGGGGGAUGGAUGGGGUGAGGGAUGGCAGCAUCUCACCUGCCCCCAUCACUGUCACCCCCAGCUGAGGCACCUGAGGUGGGCAUGGGGGACCCAGGCCUCCGGCUGCCCCUUGUGGGAGCCAUUGGAAUGUAUCGCCUGGCCGGCCCCCCUCGCCCCCUGCACUGCACUCCAAGUAUUUGAGUUUGAUUCCUUCCACACCCAUUCUGAGUCUCUGUCCUCCCCACCCCCCCACCCCCCAGGGUUUCCCACCACAGGGGUCUGGAAGUGUGUAUGAUGCCCAUUGCGCUGUGAUCGGAAGUCAGAUUAAAAAUCAGGGAGUGUUUUCCCUUGUUUCUGUACAAGGCAUUGGUUGGCUCCGUUCCUGCCCUGGAAGGGAAAGGACUCCCUACAGGGCCCGCCGGCCUGCUGAGCUCUGCUGCCGACGGACCAGAGGACCGGCAGGGUGAUGAGGUUGCUCUGAGUCCCAGAGCCUGGGGCAGCCAGGAGGCUAAGAGGAGUUUGGGACUCACCUCUCCACCUGGCCCCCUCCCCCUCCAGCCCUCCCACACCGAUCAAAACCAUCCCGAGGGGAAGUGAAAGGCCUCCCCUGCCACUCUGAGGAAAACUUACGUAACUC
Nyctereutes procyonoides (raccoon dog) is the source of this 5859-nucleotide messenger RNA. RefSeq names its product RAS like family 10 member B (gene RASL10B). Lineage: Eukaryota; Metazoa; Chordata; Mammalia; Carnivora; Canidae. The record is from RefSeq and is a predicted model, not a curated record. Gene Ontology annotation, molecular function: GTPase activity; GTP binding. Bases 2826 to 3437 code for a protein of 203 amino acids. The transcript has 3 exons.